GCAAAGCAAUGACUUAUAAAAGCAUAUUUGCGAUAACAUUAACAUAAACUUAAAAAGAAAAAGAGCUCAUGGGUACAUAUUUAUUCAUAUUUUUUUAUCAUAAAGCACGUUUAUUAAAUUCAAUGCGGAAAACAUAAUAUUUACGCAAUUUUUGCUUAUCAAGUUUGCUCGCCGCAAUUAGACUUAUAACGCGAAGCAGUGCUUCAUCAUAGUACAGAAAAUCUUAGCAAAUUUAUUUGUGAACUGUGAUAUAACACGUGGAAAGAGUAUUACGCCUCUACAAUACACACACACACACAUUUAUCUAACCCCGAAACUGAUAAAAACAAACACGUCAAAAUAUGUCGCAGAAUCAGUCAUAUUUUUGGCAAACCACCAAACAUAAUGUCUUUCUCAAACGUUCGGCCAGAUUACAAAUGCUAAUAGCGCUUAUGGCCGUGCUAACGUUCUCCACCAUAUGUCAGGCAGAGGUGGCACGUAAGGAGAUUGACGACAAUGUUGCCACAUUAAGUGCACCAAGCGCUUUCCCCGAUAACAGACAGUACGUAAAAGAUGCCAUGAAUGGAAAUGCAGCAAAUGAUUUGAAUGAAGCGGACGCCACCAAAGAGCCAAAAACGAACUCCGGCUUUAUCGAUGCGUUCUCAGCAUCGAUAUCAGUGAUAUUAUUUACUGAAUUAGGUGAUAAGACUUUCUUCAUUGCUGCCAUCAUGGCGAUGCGCCAUCCGCGCUUAAUCGUCUUUGCUGGCGCCAUAUCAGCGCUGGCGCUGAUGACCGUACUCUCGGUGGUGUUUGGCAUGGCAGCUACCAUUAUUCCUAAGGUUUAUACAUAUUAUAUCUCAACGGCGUUGUUCGCCAUAUUCGGUUUGAAAAUGAUCUACGAAGGUUACUUCAUGAAGGACAGCGAUGCGCAGGAGGAGUUGGAAGAGGUGCAAUCGACUUUGCGUAAACGUGAGGACGAGUUAAUGCGUAAGCGCAGCAAAUACGACGAUGCUGAUGCCAAGCGCAAGAACAGCAACUCGGACAAGGAGGAUGAGUGUUUGGAGCGUGGCGCUGGCGUCACUGCAAACAACUCCAUUGACAACGACAGCAACAUCACUACCACCGUCAUUGUUGCGCAUAGCAAAAAUCCCGAUAUGUCACAUAGACAACGCAAACACAACAACCACAACAAUAAUAAUAAUAUUAAUAAUCAAAAAAUUGGCUGUGAUGUAAGCAAGGAUGCCGCUGAUUCGGACAACAGCAGCUGCCAUGAAAACGAUAUCUUCCUAAAAGGUGUGAAUGGUGUUAGUGGUGUUGGUGUCGGUGUUGCCGCUGUUGACAACAUGAAAUCAACGAACUUCCACAGCAGUCCCGCACUGUCAGCAUCCGUGCUUUCGAAUCAAACUGAACAAACAAAUUGUGAUGAAUUUACUAAUAGUCCAAAUAAGCUUAAUUUUAAGUCGAAUAAUGAUAGCGGCGACGAUGAUGGCAUUGAUGAUCAUCAUAAUAUUGACAUAAUAGAUGGUGGUGAUGAUGAUAAUGCAACUGUGGAUAGUGGUCAUGGUGGUACACCGAUACAUGGUAAACGCGCUAAACAAACGAAAACAGGUAGUGUUAAACAAGCAACGGUUAUGGUGCAUUCAGCAUCUGCCUCAGCUAUCGUUAUGUUGCAUAACAACAACAAUAAGCAUGACAUCAUUACAGGCACCAGUAAUAGUAUAACUAGUUUAAAUAGCCUGAAUCUCAACGCGAAGAUCGGUGUAGGCGCUGGCGAAACGAAUGGCGAGCUGAAACAACUCGGUGGCAGCAAGAAGCGGCUGGAACGUUCGGCCAGCUUAGUGCAGGAUCCGGAAAGUGGUGUUGUGCGCAAAAAUGCAAAGAAGAGCGCCACGCACAUGACAAUGCGCAUACUGAUGCAGGCCUUCACGAUGACUUUCCUAGCCGAAUGGGGCGAUCGCUCGCAACUCACCACCAUAAUUUUGGCCGCUAGCAAGAAUGUCUACGGCGUCAUUACCGGCGGUAUUAUUGGCCACUCCAUCUGCACCGGCCUGGCUGUGAUCGGUGGACGCAUGGUGGCCGCUAAAAUUUCUGUACGCACUGUUACCAUAAUUGGCGGCAUUGUAUUUGUUGGAUUUGCUGUAUACGCUUUGAUUGUGAAACCAGACGAUAUUUAAAGUGCAGCUUAAGCAAAUUGAAACAAAAGGCAACUCAGACAAUGGACGACGUUUAAUGGAAGAAUGAUGGCAACAUAGCAAAUAAUUUACAGUUAUUACACAUUUAGAAACUAAAAAGCAGUAUACACAAAAAUAAUUAUAUAUUUUUUACAAAGUGCUCAAAAGGAAUUUACAAAUUUUUGCUCUUCUUUUAUACUUAAAUAUAUAUUUUGUUCUUACACAAGUUUCAUACUUUCACAACUAAAGUGCCUUUAAUGCUAUUUUGCGAUUUUGUAAGUUUUUGUAUGUGCAAAUAUGCGUUCACAAAUGAAAAGAAAUACAAAAGCAAUAAGCAAACAUGACAUUUUUAGUUGUUUUCAAUAAAACUUUUUCAACUUUUUGUGCAUUAGCUAAUUUUCGCUUCAAUCUAACCACACUUUUUAGAAAAAUUCUUGUAAAUUAGUUUAUGUUGCACUUAAUAUAACUAAAUUUUUGCCAAAUUACUUAAAGCACGCUGUUGUUUAUUUUAGACACACAUGUAAAGCCAAGCAGGGAAGCAUAUUAAUGUGGGGUAGCAAGAAAAAAACUUUAAAUGCAUAUAUAGAGCAUAGAGACAAUACGAUAUUGAUUUUUGGAGACAUCACGAUUUUUAUUACAGCAUAUUUCUUUUGUAACGGUACACAGCCGGUACAAGCUGUUUCAAAAGCACCUAACCUCAAAAAUAUUUUCGCAAAACCUUUAAACUGUAACAAUAGUUAGAAAAUAAUCAUCUCCACUCAUAUUUAUGAAUACACAACAGCUUAUUUUUUAUAAAAUUAAUUUUUUUAUAAUUUUUUUUUUUUAAUAAAAUUAAAAUUUCUAAAUUUUUUUUUUUUAUUGUAACAAUUCUCAUAUUAAUC
Molecule: messenger RNA, 3031 nt
Organism: Bactrocera dorsalis (oriental fruit fly)
Lineage: Eukaryota; Metazoa; Arthropoda; Insecta; Diptera; Tephritidae
Product: transmembrane protein 165
Exons: 6
Coding region: 342-2153 (603 amino acids)
Biological process (GO): manganese ion transmembrane transport; calcium ion transmembrane transport; Golgi calcium ion transport
Cellular component (GO): Golgi apparatus
Molecular function (GO): calcium ion transmembrane transporter activity; manganese ion transmembrane transporter activity
Source: RefSeq, a predicted model, not a curated record